Bactrocera tryoni is the source of this 972-nucleotide messenger RNA. RefSeq lists its product as uncharacterized. Bases 1 to 972 code for a protein of 323 amino acids. Lineage: Eukaryota; Metazoa; Arthropoda; Insecta; Diptera; Tephritidae. The record is from RefSeq and is a predicted model, not a curated record. The transcript is spliced from 2 exons.
AUGCUGAAUUACUUUCUGCUGUGCUCUUGUAUUGUUCCUGCUUUGUUAGGUGCACCGAUUCCGAUAGGGCAAAACGAUAUUGCUUCCCAUAUUGUUAUUGUUACACCGCAAGCUCAAGUUCAUCUAGAACCGGCAAUUAAGUACGAUACUGCUGCAUUUAUUCAUCAUCUCUCCCCAUUAGCUCGCAUCUCAUCUCCAAAUGAUGAGACUAUUUUCUACGUUCCAGCUAAUACUGCUGCUCCAAUUAUUCCCGUUGAAAACAUAAGCGUAGGACGUGCAAAUAUCAAAGAACAACCACAGAAACUAGAAACAAAACAAUGGGAUCAGAUUUCACAGCAAAUUCAACAAGCUGUGCAAACUGGUUCAUCUCAGUUAGGACCGCAGUUAAGUGAAGCAGCAAGUGCAGCCUCCAGCGCUGCCGCAGCUGCCGGCCAAGGUCUAUUUCCCGCCUUAUUUCCGCCAGGCGGUAGUUCAUCAUCCAACAUUGCAAAUAAGAAUGAUAAGCCCACAAUCGAAUCUUUAUUAACCAGCAAUGCUCGUGUCUAUGCACUCACUCCGGCUGUGUCCCAUGUUGUCGAUUUUAUUCACUCACCCUUAUUCAUCGGACCAAUUUCAGCUAUACGAACACGCAGUAUACAAGAAAGUGAAACCCGGACUCAAUCACCCGAAGCAUCAGUGCUUGAGACUAAAGCUCUAAAUGAAAUACCCUUCAAUGCCAAUAUAAAGACUUCUGGUGACAUUAAAAAAAUACAGCCACAACAAGAACUUAAAGGCAAUUUAGAAAAGAGCAAAUUCGAUGAAAAUUAUAAUAAUGAACAAAAGGAACAACGUUUUGGUAAUAUAUUACCACAGCCAUUAAAGGAGGAAGUUAAUCAACAUCAAUCUACGCAACUUAAAAAUUCAGGUUUUAUUGGUGGUAAUGAAGGAAUUCGUGAAAAAGUUUCUAAAUCAUUGAACUCUAAGGUAGCUUAA